This is a messenger RNA of Phragmites australis (common reed), 720 nucleotides long. RefSeq lists its product as uncharacterized. The coding region runs from base 1 to 720 and encodes 239 amino acids. NCBI's taxonomy places the organism in Eukaryota, Viridiplantae, Streptophyta, Magnoliopsida, Poales, Poaceae. The transcript is spliced from 2 exons. The record is from RefSeq and is a predicted model, not a curated record.
AUGGCCGGCGGCCUGCUUCACUUGCCCUGCCAGCUCGGACAGGGUCCGCUCACGAGCGGUCAGCUCCGCCUCCGCUCUCGGGCGCCCAGGUCCGCCGACGUGAUCUCGGUGUCGACCUCCCUGAUGGCGACAUCCUCCUCCCAGUCCGCCUCCAGCCGCUCCAUCGCCUCCCGGACGCUCCCCAACGCGGCCGGGAGGGGUUCGGCGGGCUGGCUAGGCGGCGGCUGGGCGCUGGGUCCCUUGCGAGCCUCCCUCGGGGGGCUCGGGGUCCCUGAAAACUUCCGCACGAUCAUCCGCCCCGGGCUCGGCACGCUCGAGGUAGGCUCGGACGACGCAGAACGCUCCGACGGUGGCUGCGUCUCCGUCUCAGCCGUCGUGUCUGCCAGCACCCUCUCGGCCGCCGCAUCCGCCGAUCCCAGCAAGGACGUCGCGUCCGCCGGUUCCGGCUCUGCCGCCGCGUCCGCCAGUUCCGGCAUCGCCGCCGCGUCCGUCUGCCCCGUCUCUGCCGCCGGGUCCUCUGGCCUCGGCCCGGCCGCCGCGCUUGCCAGCCCUGGCUCCGCCGACGCGCUCGGCUCGGGGGCUGGCACCGGCCUCGACGCCUCCGGCAGCCCCUGGACCUCAGCGGCGCCCGUAGGUGGCCCGCAGGAGAAGAACAAAGAUCAAAACCGAAGCUUAGUUCGGGCGAAGCACGCCCUAGAAGGAAUGAAGAACGAAACUUAA